AUGUUAUUAUUUAAUACUAUCUAUUCAGCAACUCUUACAAAUAUAUGUCCUGAUACACCUUCGUGCAAUUGUACACUUACUAAUGAUACAGAUUUAAAUAUAAUUUGUAAUUCAACAUCAUCUCCUACACAAUUGCCUACACUCUCACCUAGUACACUUCAAACUAAUGUUAAAGUAUUACAUAUUAGUUCAUCAAUAACUAAUACGAAAGGUCCACUAACAACUUUACCAACAAAUAUUUGUUCUUAUCCAAAUCUUGCUACACUUGAUUUAUCAUCAAAUAAUAUAAGUGGUUUAUUAAAUACAUCUGAGCUUGCUUGUUUAGGUUCAAAUUUACUUCAUGUUGAUUUUUCAUAUAAUAAUAUAAAUGAAAUUGAUGUAAAUUUUUUUCAAGCAAAUCGACAAUUACAAACAAUAAAUUUUUUUCAAAAUAAUUUAACAUCAAUGCCAUUAAUUGAUGGAGAAUAUUUUGUUAAUUUUCCUUCAACAAUUAUAUCAAUGAAUUUUAGUUAUAAUCAAAUAAUUAGUGUAGAUUUUUGGCCUCUAUUUGUUAUCACAAAAAAUACUAUGGAAAUUGAUAUGAGUAAUAAUUUAAUUGAAAGUUAUACAAAUACAGUUCCAAUAUCUUUAGCACAGUUUACUCAACCACCAGAUCCACGAUAUUUUUAUUUAAAUAAUAAUAAACUUAAAAAUUUAUCUGAUCUUUUACUUGAACAAUAUGGUGCAUGUCCAACAACAAAUUCAAUAAGUACAGCUUUUUUUAUUGUUGGAAUAUCUAAUACAUUAUUAACAAAUAAUUCAUUAAUAUGUGGUUGUGACUCUUAUAACUUAAUAACAUAUAUUAAUGAUAAUAUAUAUGAUUUUCCUGAAAUUAAUAAUCGUACUGCUUUAUUAACACAAGCACAAUGUUCAUCACCUUUAUCAAUGACUGUACAACAAUAUAUUUUUACAAAUUUUACUGAUUUAAAUAAUUGUGAAAAUUAUAUAUUACCAAAUAUUACAGAUAUUUUUUGUUCACUCUAUAUAAAUGAUAGUAGAAUUACAUUAACACCACCUACUUAUUGGCCAAAUACAACAACAACAAUAACAACAACAACACAGACAUACAAUACUAAUACAGCAACAGGAACAAAUAAUGGAAAUACAAAUGGUUCAUCAACUUCUGUUACAUGGUAUAUUAUCUUGGGUAUAGUUCUUGGUUUAGGAGUUAUUUUAGCAAUAAUAACAGUUAUGUGUUAUCUAUAUCAAAAGAAGUUUUCUCCAAAAACAUAUCAAUUAAAUGCUACGAAUCAUGUUCAAACUGAUGAAAUAAAAUCACAUCGUAUUUCAAUGGCAACAUCUGCAUGUGAAUUUGAUGAUCAAGGAAAAGAAACACAAUUGAAUGAUGAUGAUUUACAUUCAAAUUUACCAAAGAAUUAUUCAUCUUCAAAUGAUCAAAAUAAUCCUGAACAAGAAACUCAAACAUCUUUUCAACCUGUUCGUUCAAAACCACCUACAGGUCGUUUACCUUCAGCAUAUAGUUCUCAACAAAUAGAUAAUAAUCAUAUACAAAAUUCUUUACAUCGUAAACGUAAAUUAUCCGUUCCAUCAGCAGCAACUGAUAUGGCAACAAAUACAACAAACGUUGUUAAAGGUAUUCCAAUACCAGCAGGAUCAAUAAAAUCUCAAUCUAUAAUUUCAAAUAAUACUGAUACAACACCUAAUGCUAAUAGUUCUCAAUUAAGUAUUGCAUCUAUUCCACUUGUACCAUCAAAACGAGCAAAACUUUUACCACAAGUUAAAAGUGGAAUUUAUACUGAUUCAAAAAAUGAUAAUUUAUUAAAUACAUCAGCAGGUGCACUUGUAACUAAUCAAAGACAACGACGACGUAGUUCAAUGUGGAUUCGAAAACAAACUCAAAAUAUGGUAUCACCAUUACCACCUCGACCUCAAUCAAUGGUAACACAAAAAAAUACAUUAUUUGAUUCUGAUGCAUCAUUUGAUGAAAGUAUACAUUGGACUCCAACUAUGGAAAGUUUAACAAAUAAAUCAUCAAAACCUUUACGUACAGUACCAUUACUUAAUAUUUCUGUUGUACCAGCUUGGAAUGAUGAUAGUAAUGAACAACUAUGA
Molecule: messenger RNA, 2112 nt
Organism: Rotaria sp. Silwood1
Lineage: Eukaryota; Metazoa; Rotifera; Eurotatoria; Philodinida; Philodinidae
Source: the annotation of a GenBank genome assembly